GGGAGUCCAACAUUAGCUAAGCCAAAAGUUACAUGGUGUGGUUCCUCUCCAGAACCAUCAAACGAGGAUGAAGAAGAUGCUGAGACAGAAGCUGGACCUUGUGAGCAGAGCACUAACCCUGCAGUUGAUGUCAAGCGUUUUCGAAGGAUGGUUUCAAACCGGGAGUUUGCUCGACGAUCUCGAAGAAGGAAACAAACUCAUUUAGCUGAGCUGGGGUUGCAGGUUGAACAACUCAUAGGAGAAAAUGCAGCUAUGUACAAACAGCUUUCAGAAGCUACUCAACAGUAUCGUGAUGCUGAUACGAAUCAUCGGAUGCUGAAAUCGGAUGUUGAAGCCUUGAGAGCCAAGGUGAGGUUGGCUGAAGACAUAUGGUAG
Molecule: messenger RNA, 375 nt
Organism: Linum tenue
Lineage: Eukaryota; Viridiplantae; Streptophyta; Magnoliopsida; Malpighiales; Linaceae
Source: the annotation of a GenBank genome assembly